GGAAGGCUCGGGGCUCCAGUCAGUGAGGCGCCAAGCAGUUCUCGCCCCCCACCCUCCGUCCUCCGAUAAGCGGUAGCUUCUAGCAAUGGGUAAGGGGCAGCCUGGGGCGGUUGGUGGGGGGCAGCUCCGAGAGGCUGCCUGGGUAGGAGAAUGCCCGACUCCGGGGCGUGUCUGGGCCGCGGGGCGGAGUCCUUAUAAAGACCACGCCGAGGCCACGGCCGCAGCAGUGCGAGCGCAUUUGGUGCAACCUUUCGAAAUGGCUUCGAACAAAACCGUGAAGACCUCCGAUGAGAUUCUUUGCGAGGGCGAGCUGGAGAAGCGAAGCGACAGCCUGUUCCAGGUCUGGAAGAAGAAGCGCUGCGUGCUCACCGCCGACCGCCUGCGUCUCUUCUCCGGGAACAGCGGGCGCGCCAAGGAGCUGUGCUUCAACACCAUCCUCAAGGUGGACUGCGUGGAGCACACCUCCAAGUACGUGUACUUCACCAUCGUCACCAACUUUUACAAGGAGAUCGACUUCCGCUGCACAGGCCGGAGCUGCUGGAAUGCGGCCAUCACCAUGGCGCUGAUCGACUUCCAGAACCGUCGGGCGCUGGAAGACUUUCGCCGCUACCGAUAUCCGCGAUCUGAGUCUGAAACGCAGUCCGAGGCGGAGAGCGGAGAGCUCUGGGUCCGUGAAACGCACAGGACCAGUUGAGCCGGGAACCAGCCCACGCUGCCGCAUCAGACAGGAGCCCAGGAGCCCAGGGUAUGGAUGCCCCGGGUGACGCCGCCGCUGCUCUUCACCGAAGAUAUUCCCGUGCUUGCUGAGCCUUGCCCCGCUGUGCGGGUGCGCUAACUUAUUGGACCGUAUUUAUAUUGGUUACCUGCUUCCAACCCACCAUUCCGUGUUAAUAUUUUUUAUACCAUAUUUUCAUUCCGAAUAAACAAUGCCAUUUCUCUUUUUUUAAA
This is a messenger RNA of Arvicanthis niloticus (Nile rat), 948 nucleotides long. It is a transcript of the gene Phlda2, whose product is annotated as pleckstrin homology like domain family A member 2. Gene Ontology annotation, molecular function: phosphatidylinositol phosphate binding. The record is from RefSeq and is a predicted model, not a curated record. Gene Ontology annotation, biological process: positive regulation of apoptotic process; placenta development. NCBI's taxonomy places the organism in Eukaryota, Metazoa, Chordata, Mammalia, Rodentia, Muridae.